This is a messenger RNA of Ochotona princeps (American pika), 984 nucleotides long. RefSeq names its product olfactory receptor 7E178-like. NCBI's taxonomy places the organism in Eukaryota, Metazoa, Chordata, Mammalia, Lagomorpha, Ochotonidae. Gene Ontology annotation, molecular function: G protein-coupled receptor activity; olfactory receptor activity. Gene Ontology annotation, biological process: G protein-coupled receptor signaling pathway. Gene Ontology annotation, cellular component: membrane. The record is from RefSeq and is a predicted model, not a curated record. The transcript is spliced from 2 exons. Bases 82 to 984 code for a protein of 300 amino acids.
GAAAUGCAAAAUCUCACACGUGUUAUCUCAGAAUUCCAUCUCAUGGGCUUCUGAGAGGAUCCAGACCUGCAGCCCCUCCUCAUGAUACUGUUCCUCUCUAUGUACCUGGUCACAGUGCUUGGGAACCUGCUCAUCAUCCUGGCUGCCACUUCAGACUCCCACCUACACACACCCAUAUACUUCUUCCUAUGCAACCUGUCCUUGGCUGAUGUGAGUUUCAUCUCCAUCACGGUUCCCAAGAUGAUAGUGGACAUCAUCACACACAGCACAGUCAUCUCCUGUGCUGGCUGCCUGACUCAGAUGUCUCUCUUUAUUACAUCUGGUAGAAUGGAUGAUUUUAUCUUGAUUGUGAUGGCCUAUGACCGCUUUGUUGCCAUCUGUCACCCUCUGCAUUACCAGGUCAUCAUGAACCCCUGCUGCUGUGGAAUCCUACUUUUACUGUCAUUUGUGGCCAGCCUUUUCAAUUCCCUACUUUUUAAUUUUAUGGUAUUACAAGUUACCUGCUUCAAAAGAGCAGAAAUUUCUAAUUUCUUCUGUGAACCCACUCAACUUCUCAACCUUACUUGCUCUGAAACCCUCAGAAGUGACAUAGUCACCUAUAUUGUUAGCAUCAUAUAUGGUUUCCUCCCUUUGUCAGGAAUCCUUUUCUCUUAUUAUAAAAUCGUCUCGUCCAUUCUGAGGUUUCCAUCUCCAGGUGGCAGGUACAAAGCCUUCUCCACCUGUGGCUCUCACCUGACAGUGGUUUGCUUAUUUUAUGGAACAGGCAUUGGAGUGUAUCUCAGUUCAGCUUUCUUCAGUUCUGCUGGGAAGGUUGCCUUGGCCUCACUGAUGUACAGUGUGGUCACUCCCAUGCUCAACCCCUUUAUCUAUAGCCUGAAGAACAGGGACAUGAACAGAGCCAUGUGCAUAGUCUUCAAGAAAACAGUCUUACUCCCAACCUUGUGCUAUGCAUUUGGACCUGGUGGGAAAGGGCAGCAGACCUAA